AAGACGCGGCGGCGGAGGAUGAGCCUGCAGAGCGCGCAGUAUCUCCGGCAGAAGUCCUGAAGGCUGACAUGACAGAUUCUAAGCUGGGUCCGGCUGAGGUCUGGACAUCCAGACAGGCUCUGCAGGACCUGUACCAGAAAAUGCUAGUUACUGAUUUGGAAUACGCGUUAGACAAGAAAGUAGAACAGGAUCUCUGGAAUCAUGCCUUUAAGAAUCAGAUCACAACACUACAAGGCCAGGCAAAGAAUCGAGCAAACCCGAAUCGGAGUGAAGUUCAGGCAAACCUUUCUCUGUUCCUAGAGGCAGCUAGUGGCUUCUAUACUCAGUUAUUACAAGAACUAUGUACAGUGUUUAAUGUGGAUUUACCAUGCCGUGUGAAGUCUUCCCAAUUGGGAAUUAUCAGCAAUAAACAGAUGCAUACCAGCGCCAUAGUGAAGCCACAGUCUAGCUCCUGUUCCUAUAUCUGCCAGCACUGCCUCGUCCACCUUGGAGACAUUGCUCGAUACAGAAACCAGACCAGCCAGGCAGAGUCCUACUAUAGGCACGCAGCUCAGCUUGUCCCCUCUAAUGGUCAGCCUUAUAAUCAGUUGGCUAUUUUAGCUUCUUCCAAAGGAGACCAUCUGACCACAAUUUUCUACUACUGCAGAAGCAUCGCUGUGAAGUUCCCUUUCCCAGCUGCCUCCACUAAUCUACAAAAAGCACUUUCUAAAGCACUGGAAAGCCGGGAUGAGGUGAAAACCAAAUGGGGUGUUUCUGACUUCAUCAAGGCCUUUAUUAAAUUCCACGGUCAUGUGUACCUGAGUAAGAGCUUGGAAAAGUUGAGCCCUCUUCGAGAGAAAUUGGAAGAACAGUUUAAGAGGCUGCUAUUCCAAAAAGCUUUCAACUCUCAGCAGUUAGUUCACGUCACUGUCAUUAACCUGUUUCAACUUCAUCACCUUCGUGACUUUAGCAAUGAAACGGAGCAGCAUAGUUAUAGCCAAGAUGAGCAGCUGUGUUGGACACAGUUGCUGGCCCUCUUUAUGUCUUUUCUUGGCAUCCUGUGCAAGUGUCCUCUCCAGAACAAGUCUCAGGAGGAGUCCUACAAUGCCUAUCCCCUUCCUGCAGUCAAGGUCUCCAUGGACUGGCUGAGACUUAGACCCAGGGUCUUUCAGGAAGCAGUGGUGGAUGAAAGACAGUACAUUUGGCCCUGGCUAAUUUCUCUCUUAAAUAGUUUCCAUCCCCAUGAAGAGGAUCUUUCAAGUACUAAUGCUACACCACUUCCAGAGGAGUUUGAGUUACAAGGAUUCUUGGCUUUGAGACCUUCUUUCAGGAACUUGGAUUUUUCUAAGGGCCACCAGGGUAUUACAGGAGACAAAGAAGGUCAGCAGCGACAGAUACGGCAGCAGCGCUUGAUCUCUAUAGGCAAGUGGAUCGCCGAUAACCAGCCAAGGCUGAUUCAGUGUGAAAAUGAGGUAGGGAAAUUGUUGUUUAUCACAGAAAUCCCAGAGUUAAUACUGGAAGACCCCAGUGAAGCCAAAGAGAACCUCAUUCUGCAAGAACCAUCCAUGGUAGAGUCCCUGGCUGCGGAUGGGAACCCAGGACUGAAAUCAGUGCUGUCCACGGGCCGAAAUCUAAGCAACAACUGUGACCCAGGAGAGAAGCCAAUGGUCACCUUCAAAGAGAACAUUAAGCCGCGAGAAGUGAACAGAGAGCAAGGAAGAAGUUUUCCUCCCAAAGAGGUGAGAAGGGACUAUAGCAAAGGAAUUACUGUAACUAAGAAUGAUGGAAAGAAGGACAACAACAAGAGGAAAACAGAAACCAAGAAAUGCACCUUAGAAAAGUUACAGGAAACAGGAAAGCAGAGUGUGGCAGUGCAGGUAAAAUCCCAGACAGAACUAAGAAAGACUCCAGUGUCUGAAGCCAGGAAAACACCUGUAACUCAAACCCCAAGUCAAGCAAGUAACUCCCAGUUCAUCCCCAUUCAUCACCCUGGAGCCUUCCCUCCUCUUCCCAGCCGGCCAGGGUUCCCGCCCCCCACAUAUGUUAUUCCCCCUCCUGUGGCAUUUUCUAUGGGCUCAGGUUACACCUUCCCAGCUGGUGUUUCUGUCCCAGGAACCUUUCUUCAGCCUACAGCUCACUCUCCAGCAGGAAACCAGGUGCAAGCUGGGAAACAGUCCCACAUUCCUUACAGCCAGCAGCGGCCCUCUGGACCAGGGCCAAUGAACCAGGGACCUCAACCACCACAGCCACCUUCCCAGCAACCCCUUACAUCUCUACCAGCUCAGCCAACAGCACAGUCUACAAACCAGUUGCAGGUUCAAGCUCUAGCUCAGCAACAAUCCCCCACAAAAGCUGUGCCGGCUUUGGGGAAAAGCCCUCCUCACCACUCCGGAUUCCAGCAGUAUCAACAGGCAGAUGGCUCCAAACAGCUGUGGAAUCCCCCUCAGGUUCAAGGCCCAUUAGGGAAAAUCAUGCCUGUGAAGCAGUCCUACUACCUUCAGUCCCAAGACCCUAUAAAACUGUUUGAGCCGUCAUUGCAACCUCCUGUAAUGCAGCAGCAGCCUCUAGAGAAAAAAAUGAAGCCUUUUCCCAUGGAGCCAUAUAACCAUAAUCCCUCAGAAGUCAAGGUCCCAGAAUUCUACUGGGAUUCUUCUUACAGCAUGGCUGAUAACAGAGCUGUAAUGGCCCAGCAAGCAAAUAUGGACCGCAGGGGCAAACGGUCACCAGGAGUCUUCCGUCCAGAGCAGGAUCCUGUGCCCAGGAUGCCAUUUGAGGACCCCAAGGGCUCCCCUCUGCUUCCUCCGGACCUGUUAAAGAGUCUGGCUGCCUUGGAGGAAGAGGAAGAGCUGAUUUUUUCUAACCCUCCUGAUCUUUACCCAGCUUUGCUGGGGCCUCUCGCCUCUCUUCCUGGACGGAGCCUCUUUAAAUCCUUGUUGGAGAAGCCCUCGGAGCUCAUGUCCCAUUCCUCCUCUUUCUUGUCCCUCACCGGAUUUUCUCUCAAUCAGGAGAGAUACCCGAAUAACAGUGUGUUCAAUGAGGUGUAUGGGAAGAACCUGACAGCCAGCUCCAAAACAGAACUUAAUCCUUCGCUGGCCCCCCAGGAGACAUCACUGUACUCCCUCUUCGAAGGGACCCCCUGGUCUCCGUCCCUUCCUGCCAGUUCAGAUCAUUCAACACCAGCCAGCCAGUCUCCUCAUUCCUCUAACCCAAGCAGCCUGCCAAGCUCCCCUCCAACACACAACCAUAAUUCUGUUCCAUUCUCCAACUUUGGACCCAUUGGAACUCCAGAUAACAGGGAUAGGAGAACUGCAGAUCGGUGGAAAACUGAUAAGCCAGCCAUGGGUGGGUUUGGCAUUGACUAUCUCUCAGCGACAUCAUCCUCUGAGAGCAGUUGGCAUCAGGCCAGCACUCCAAGUGGCACCUGGGCAGGCCAUGGCCCUUCCAUGGAGGAUUCCUCUGCUGUCCUCAUGGAAAGCCUAAAGUCUAUCUGGUCCAGUUCCAUGAUGCAUCCUGGACCUUCCGCUCUGGAGCAGCUGUUAAUGCAGCAGAAGCAGAAACAGCAGCGGGGACAAGGCACCAUGAACCCUCCACACUGAGGCCAAAGUGGCAACCCUGGGAAUGAAGGCUCCAUAAACCAUGGCAUGUUGGGUUUGCAGGACUGGCCCAUACAGUCCCCUGCAGGUGGCAGCCCUCUUUUCUGUUUCUUGCUGUUGAGAGGGUGUAAGCGUUCCACCGGCACGCUGAGUGUGCACGAAAUGUCCGCAGUGCAA
Messenger RNA from Enhydra lutris kenyoni (northern sea otter), 3749 nucleotides. RefSeq names its product SMG7, nonsense mediated mRNA decay factor (gene SMG7). NCBI's taxonomy places the organism in Eukaryota, Metazoa, Chordata, Mammalia, Carnivora, Mustelidae. The coding region runs from base 69 to 3575 and encodes 1168 amino acids. Gene Ontology annotation, molecular function: telomerase RNA binding; telomeric repeat DNA binding; protein binding. The transcript is spliced from 23 exons. The record is from RefSeq and is a predicted model, not a curated record. Gene Ontology annotation, cellular component: telomerase holoenzyme complex. Gene Ontology annotation, biological process: nuclear-transcribed mRNA catabolic process, nonsense-mediated decay.